UCUUUCCAGACCAUGGCAAGGCACGCUUUAAUUGGAGGUGGUACUGGUUUUGUAGGUACUCGUCUUGCCAAACAUUUGGCUGGGCAAGGAUAUGAAGUUACGGUGGUGUCACGUAUGCCCGGGCUGAAACGUAUCACUUGGCAUCAAUUGGAAAAGGAUGGUCUACCCAAAGGUGUUACUUCCGUAGUCAAUUUGGCUGGACAAAAUGUUUUGGAUCCAUCCAGAAGAUGGACAGCUGGUUUUAAACAAAACGUUUGGAAUUCACGCAUCAAUUCGGCGGCAUCUUUGGUAAAAGCCAUCGAAAAGGCGGGAGGUGUUGAGGCUUUUGUGAAUAUUUCCGGUGUUUCGCAUUAUCUCCCCAAUGAAGAUAAGGUUUAUACAGAAAAUGAUGCUGUACAGGGAUUCGAUUUUAUGUCUAAAUUAUGUUUGGAAUGGGAAAAGGCUGCAACAUUGCCAGACAGUUUGCAAAGUACAACAAGGGGUGUUAAAUUGAGAACCGGUGUUGUUGUCGGACGUGAAGGCGGUAUGAUACAAUCCAUAUGGAUGCCAUUUAAUUUAGGUGUGGGUGGUCCAAUGGGUACCGGCAAACAAAUACUGCCAUGGAUUCAUUUGGAAGAUUUGUGUCGUCUCAUUCAACAUUGUUUGGAAAACAAGGAUUGCAAGGGCGUAUUUAAUGCAGUUGCUCCCGACAUUGUAACAAAUGGAGAAUUUUCAAAGACCUUUGCUUCAGCCUUACAUCGGCCCUGCCUCUUUGCUGUACCCGAAUUUGUGGUCGACUUAAUGUUUGGCAAAGAUCGUUCAGCUUUACUUUUAAGUGGUGCUAAAAUAGAACCCAAACAUGCUUUGGAUACAGGCUUCCAAUUUAAAUAUCCCACUGCCAAAUUGGCCUGCCAGGAAGUGGUAAAGAAACAAUAAAU
Musca vetustissima is the source of this 917-nucleotide messenger RNA. RefSeq names its product epimerase family protein SDR39U1. The transcript has 4 exons. NCBI's taxonomy places the organism in Eukaryota, Metazoa, Arthropoda, Insecta, Diptera, Muscidae. The record is from RefSeq and is a predicted model, not a curated record. The coding region runs from base 13 to 915 and encodes 300 amino acids.